AAAUAAUAAUUAUUGUUACUCAUUGGGACAACAUUGUAACCAUAGACAAUAAAUACUAAAAUAUCACUGAUAUCAUUCGUUUAAUCAUUUUCCUGAAAAACCACUUCUUUCUUGAAGUUUUGAGCAUGAAAUCUUCAACUCAUUCCCUAGUCACUUCAAUAGUUCACAUUCAAAGUUAGUUCAUUCAUGUUCAUUUAUAUUCACUUCAAUACUUCACUAUCAAAAAAUAGCGGUGUUCGAGUAGAUUAGGCACGAUUUUGUUCUUAUUUGUUUUUAACCGUACUGUGUGGUGUGAACCUCUCCGGCAAUAUUAACAAAAAAAGAAGAAGGAAUUGACAUGAUUUCAUGACUGCAGGAAUAAGGUGACACAUUCAAGAUGAUAAACUUAGGAAUUUUAAAGCAAUCUACAAUCGUCCAUCUGUGUUUUGCUAUAUCUUACUUCACAUCUGGCUUGAUUCUGACCUUUAUACAAGCUAUUUUAUACUUUGGACUCAGACCAUUCAAUAAAUCUUUGUACAGAAAGAUAAAUUAUUAUCUGGCAUACUCAUUUUACAGUCAAUUAGUGUUUAUGUCAGAAUGGUGGUCAAAUUCAAAGCUUACUAUUUACAUUAAAAAGGAUGAAUAUGAAAAAUAUUAUGGUAAAGAACAUGGAUAUCUUAUAAUGAAUCACAGUUAUGAAAUAGAUUGGCUUAUGGGAUGGCAUUUCUGCAACACUAUAGGAGUUUUGGGAAAUUGCAAGGCUUAUGCGAAAAAAUCCAUCCAAUACUUACCUCCGAUCGGUUGGAUGUGGAAAUUCUCCGAAUUUGUAUUUCUAGAAAGGUCUUUUGAAAAAGAUAAGGAGACUAUAAAACACCAGAUAUCAGAAUUAUGUGACUAUCCGGAUCCCGUUUGGCUCCUAAUGACACCUGAAGGAACCCGAUACACCAAGAAGAAGCAUGAAGCAUCAUUAAACUUUGCCAAAGAAAAGAACUUGCCACUACUCAAACAUCACUUGACACCUCGCACUAGAGGUUUCACAACUAGCUUACAGUUCUUCAGAGGCAAAAUACCUGUUAUUUAUAACAUACAAUUAGCUUUCGAGAAGGAUAGUAAGACUCCGCCUACUUUAACAAGUUUGUUGUACGGCAAGCCGGUCAAUGCCCAUUUGUACAUCGAGCGGAUACCGGUAGAGAAUGUGCCUGAAGACGAAGGUGAAGCAGCGAAGUGGCUUCAUGAACUCUUCGUUGUAAAGGAUAAAAUGCAAGAUUCAUUUUUCAACACUGGAGAUUUCUUCCUGGAGUCUGGUGUUGAACGAAGGGAGUCGUUUACAGUGCCCCCUCCUAUAUGGUCGCUGGUGAACGCCCUCGGCUGGGCCGUGGUCACACUCACCCCUAUGCUCUAUUACCUGCUUGGUUUACUGUUCAGCGGUAAACUUCUAUAUUUCUCUAUAGCCUGCGCUAUAUUUGGAGCAUUUUUCAUUCUUCUUCAAAAAUCUAUUGGAAUGUCUAAAAUCAGCCAAGGAUCUUCCUAUGGAACAGAAAAGAAGUAAUGUACCUGUUGCAGUAUUUGUUCGUAUACAACGUAUUCUAUACCUAAUACUUGUUUACUAUGGUUUAAAUUAAAAAAGAAAAACAAACUAGAUUGUUUAGUUACAUAUGUUGUAUGUACCUUGUUUUGUUUAUAACAUGGCUAAUGACUGGCUAAAAAUAAUAUAAAAUGACGAAAUGAGAUGCGUAGAGUGUAUUUGUGUGUAAAAAUGUUAAAGUUGUACUUUAAUAAAGUAUGAAUAAUUGUUUCAAAUAUUUUUAAAGCCUCAUAAGGGAAGCUGCUAAUUUUUGAUACAAAAAUAUUGAAGACUUGUGCAUUGUCUGAUUUGUUACAAGUAUUAUUGUAACUGUUCAGUUUAUUUAUUGUUAUUUUUUGUUACAUAAAUAUUCUUUUGACACGUGUAGAUACGAUAAGCGUACGUCUCAAUAUGUUGUAUUUUCCGCGCAAUGCUCUUUAUCUGUUAUUAUGUAAAGUGACUAAUGUUUUAAUUUAUAACAACGAUAAAAUUAAUCUGAGGAAGUAAAAUAAUGGAUAAAUUUAAUGUCUAGAUUACCUCAAUAUCUUGUUUCUAACCUUUAAACAUGUUACUAUCGGAAUUGAACCGAUUAAAUUAUUAUUAAUAAAACUAUUAGGACUGAAUUAAGCGAAAAUUAUAGUAGUGUUUUAAAAUAGACCAAAAUGUAUGAUUACAAACGAAGAUGCGUUCUGUAUUUUCUAUUUUUAUAAAAAAUAAUUUGGAUGCAAUUAAAUUCUAUUUCUCUUUUACAAAAUCAUGUUUUUAGAAUAGUAAAAGUUUACGUGGUGCAAUAAUCUUAUUAGUUGUUGGUUGGAUAAAAAAAUACAAAAUCACAUAUAGGUACAUAAAUAAAAUGAACAUGAUUACAAUUUCGGAUACAUGUUCUAGAUUCACUUGUAUUGAAUUAGCAUUAAUAAUUAAUUCAUUCUUAAUCUGUUAAGUGUAAAAAGGCCAUUCAAAAUCUGACAUCGUAUGGCAAUGACGUCAAAGCUAUUUUUACUCCCAUUGCGCCAACAUGAUAAACAGUUGGAAAUAAAUGGCGUACUUAUUUUUAUUGAUAUAGCUGUCAAAUUCGAAAUAAUUAUAAAUAACUAUUACAUGUUUAUAUAAAAGUACUUCAUCUUUGUCCAACUCACAAACUAACAUCAAAAGUAAACAUUAUUUAGGUAGUGAAAUUAAUUGAAUAUUUAUGCACAAAAUAUGAAUUGUACCAAGCACAAAAUGUUGACUAUUUAGAUUAUAUGUGCAAUUUUGUUUUGUUUCUAAGUGUGAAAGUGUAUUAAGAUUUAUGUUUUUUUACUAUUUUGUGUAAUGCCUACAAGUUUUAAAUAUCUUACUAACUAUAAUGAAGCGUCAAGGGGAAGGGAUGGAUAAAAUAGAAACACCAAGCAUUUUAGAAUUUCAGCAAAUAAUUUGUUUUGUAUAAAAUACAUUGAAUGUUUGAAUUAGGGCGUAAACAAAUACAGUAAGGGUUCCCAUCGUGCUAACCUCAUAUUGAAAAUGUGAAACACGCACAGAGUAAAAUGUAUGACGUGGUGAAUGCGAUCGGACCUUUACGUUUAACGAAACAACUGAUUUGCGUUUUGCGUAAUUAAAAACAAUCACGCAUGGCGUAAUAUCACAAUAUAAUUGCGCCAAAAAAUGUAACGAAAUUACAAGAAUGUAAACUAGCUCCACUAGUUCGUACUCAACGAAUUUGAAAGGACUUUGAAAUAUUUUCCUUUUAAUAGCAUCGCUUAAAUUAAUAUUACCUUGAAUUAAAUACACGUUAUUGAAGUCAAUAAGGCAUGGUUUCUUAUAUUUUAGAUACAUUUAUCAAUUAAAUUUAAAUCCUACAGGUAAUACCAAUAUUUUUGAUAUGUCUGAUGUACUUUUGAUUGGUAAACUUUACCUUAAACUAACAAGAUACCUACUGUACCACUUUGGCACCUUGUAAAGGCGGUUAUUAUCAUAUUAUAUGUUUUUCAGUAAAGAGUAAAACUGCAACCUAUACCACUUUGAAGAAUAUUUUAUGCAUUUAUUAAGUAUAUUCAGGCAAUUAAUGUUAUUGUUACUUUUUCUUUGAGGGUAAACUUUCACAAGCUUUUAAAAGUACGGUAUUGUUGCUACAAACUGUAAAAUUAGUAGGAAAUAGCUUGUUAGAGUAAACUUUAGGUGGCAUUCAAUGUUGAUGUGAUAAUAGACAGUAAAAAUGACAUGAUUAAACUUUACAAGAUGCAUCUGUUGGUUUCAAUUCUCAGUCCAUUAAUCCAAUUUGAAUGCUAAAACAGAGGCAGCUUCGCUUCUAUUCUUUGUAGGUGUCUUAUAGUUGUUUAUUAGGAAUCAUUUUUAAAUUUAAUGUAUGUAAUUACUAACGCCGUUGUCGCUAAUUUGCGACCUCGGCGGAAAUGUUUGGCCAAGAAUUGAUCCUACACAUGUGCGAUUUUUCAUGAAAUUGUGAUAUGCCAAAUUGACACGAUAAAUAGUUCUAUGAAUGUAGCACAAAACUGUGUAAAUUAUAAUAGACUUGUAUUUAUGGUUGGUUAUUUUCAUUUCAAUAGAUAACAUAGAUGUUGUAACUUUGUACGUAUGUUUAUUAUUAUUAAACUUGUACUACUUAUUUAAUGCUUUCAUUUUUACACUUAU
This is a messenger RNA of Spodoptera exigua (beet armyworm), 4168 nucleotides long. The record is from the annotation of a GenBank genome assembly. NCBI's taxonomy places the organism in Eukaryota, Metazoa, Arthropoda, Insecta, Lepidoptera, Noctuidae.